Messenger RNA from Bathycoccus prasinos, 1347 nucleotides. RefSeq lists its product with no specific name. Bases 1 to 1347 code for a protein of 448 amino acids. Gene Ontology annotation, cellular component: peroxisome. The record is from RefSeq and is a predicted model, not a curated record. NCBI's taxonomy places the organism in Eukaryota, Viridiplantae, Chlorophyta, Mamiellophyceae, Mamiellales, Bathycoccaceae. Gene Ontology annotation, biological process: phenylacetate catabolic process; fatty acid beta-oxidation. Gene Ontology annotation, molecular function: acetyl-CoA C-acyltransferase activity. The transcript has 2 exons.
AUGUCAAACAACAACACGAAUAACGCGAUGAAACGCGUCGAACGCUUGAAAACGCACUUUGUCGUUUCUGCGCCUCUUUUAAAUAACGAGAGUUCUACUACGAAUAACAGUUUCGUGGAACGACAGGAGACGUCUUUCUUUUCCUCUCCGUUCGGGUCGUCGAAACACCCAGACGACGUGGUCAUCGUCUGCGCGUUAAGAACGCCAAUCACUCGCGCGAGAAAAGGCGGAUUAAAAGACACCACCGCGGACGAUCUCGUGGCAACGGUUUUAGCUGCCGCUUUAAGAGAGACGGAGAAUAUCAACGCGAACGAUAUCGGCGACGUGGUCGUUGGAUCAGUUUUAGGAGAUUCGAGUCAACGCGCGAACGAGUGUAGAAUUGGAAUGUUUUUAGCCGGGUUCCCGGUGAAAGUUCCCGUGAGAACGGUGAACAGACAGUGUUCGAGCGGAUUGCAAGCGUGCGCGGACGUGGCGAGCGCGAUUAAAGCCGGAUAUUACGAGGUUGGCAUCGCGGCUGGCGUGGAGACGAUGAGUAAGAAUCCCAUGAAAUGGGACGGAGGGUUCAACCCAAAAGCCGCGAGCGUGACGAACGCGCAGAAUUGUUUGAUUCCUAUGGGAGUCACGAGUGAAAACGUCGCCGCGAAGUGGCACAUUUCGAGAGAGACGCAAGACGCGUUCGCCGCGGAGAGUCACCGGAGAGCCGCCGAGGCGAGACGAAACGGGAAGUUUAAGAGUCAAAUUGUGCCAGUGGUGACGAAAAUUAUCGAUAAAGAGACGAAAGAGGAGAAAGAAAUCGUCGUAUCUGAGGACGACGGGAUUCGAGAGGGCGUGACGGUGGAAAAUUUAGCAAAGUUGAAACCGGUGUUUAAAAAAGGCGGGAGCACGACAGCCGGGAACGCGAGUCAAGUCAGCGACGGCGCCGGGGUAGUUAUUUUGUGUAAACGAUCGUACGCGACGAAAAACGGGUUGAAAAUUAUGGCCAAAUGGAAAUCGUUCAGCGCGGUUGGGUGUCCGCCGGAAAUUAUGGGCAUUGGUCCAGCCGUGGCCAUUCCGGACGCGUGCGAGAGAGCCGGCGUGAAAGUUUCGGAUAUCAAUUUAUUCGAGUUGAACGAAGCGUUCGCGAGUCAAGCGUCGUAUUGCGUGAACCAUUUGAAGCUGAGCAAGGAUAUCGUAAACGUAAACGGAGGGGCUAUCGCGCUCGGGCACCCGUUAGGGGCGACCGGGGCGAGAUGCAUGGCGACGUUGUUGCACGAGAUGCAUAGCAGAGACGCGUCGUGUAAGCUCGGAGUAGUGUCGAUGUGUAUCGGAAGCGGGAUGGGCGCCGCCGCCGUCGUGGAAAGAGAGUAA